This is a messenger RNA of Saprolegnia diclina VS20, 622 nucleotides long. RefSeq lists its product as hypothetical. The transcript has a single exon. The coding region runs from base 92 to 583 and encodes 163 amino acids. NCBI's taxonomy places the organism in Eukaryota, Oomycota, Saprolegniomycetes, Saprolegniales, Saprolegniaceae. The record is from RefSeq and is a predicted model, not a curated record. Gene Ontology annotation, cellular component: membrane.
GGCGUCGACAUCACUUGCUACAGUAUCAACGUUCUCGUCUGUUCCAGGGUGCUCCCAGUUUCAGAUUCUGCGGAACGCGUCAACGAUCAACAUGCCAGGACCGUCGCCUUUCCAAGCCAUUGCGAUCUGCAGCACGCUGCUCUACGCCAAGUACAUUGCCGUCGCGCGCAUUAGUGCCAAGAAGAAGUUUAUCGCUGGCAACCGCGCACCCGAAGACGAAGGCUUCCGCCCCGGUAUGAAGCAGUCGUUUGGCCUGUCGUCGUCCGAGGCCCUCUCGCCCAAGGAAGUCGCGGCCAAGAUUGAGGACCUGCGCUGGCAACGCAUCCUCGCCAACGACGUCGAGAACAUCCCGCUCGGCCUCAUCAUGGCGUACGGCGCCGCGACGACCGGCGGCAACGCGAGUGUGACCGUCGCCGCCAUCACGACCUUUACGGCCGCGCGCUUCCUCCACACGAUCGCGUACGCCAACGGGUGGCUCUACCCGCGUGUCGCCGGCUUUGCUGUUGGUGCGCUCAGCAUCUUUGUCCUCGCUGGCAACUCGAUCGUCGGCGCGUUCACGAACGACCAUCGCGCGACCGCGUAGAUCGCUGUAUCUCCUUUGAAUCGACUUCAUUUUAACCCA